Molecule: messenger RNA, 1483 nt
Organism: Solanum pennellii
Lineage: Eukaryota; Viridiplantae; Streptophyta; Magnoliopsida; Solanales; Solanaceae
Product: ninja-family protein AFP3
Exons: 2
Coding region: 243-1196 (317 amino acids)
Biological process (GO): negative regulation of DNA-templated transcription; signal transduction
Cellular component (GO): nucleus
Source: RefSeq, a predicted model, not a curated record
CGUUUCAUCGUUGAGGGUUUUUUCGUAAUUUUAAUGGUAAAAUAGGAAUAUUAAAGUAGUCGUGGAAUCAUCAAGUUGUUCUUCUUUUUCUCUGUUUUUCUUUAUAUGGCUCAAGUUAACUCUUUUGCCGGCGAAUUUAGGAACUCCGGCAACUACAUUCUCUAACGUUUACAGAAUUUUCUGUUUAAUAUUAUAAUUGAAUAAAAAAGUUGUUUGAAGUUUUGGGGUUUGGUUUGUUUAAAAUGGCUGAAGCUGAAGAAAAUAGAGAAAAGAGGUGUUUUUCUAGUAUGCAGAUGGAAGUUUUUUCAAGAGAUCUGUUGCAUAAAUUUAUGAAUGGAAACAACAAUAAAUUUCAUGAAAUUCCUAAUGAGGAAGAUGAAUUGGAGCUGAGUUUGGGUCUUUCAUUGAAUGGAAGAUUUGGGGUAGACCCAGAAAGGGCUAAGAGACUAAAACGCUCUUCUUCAAUUUCAAACUUUGUGUUUUCCGGCGGGGAUGAGAGUAAUGGGCGUUGUUCAUUCUCUGUUGGUCCGAUUGCGAGGACGUGUUCUUUACCUGUUGAGGGUGAGGAGGAGUGCAGAAAAAGGAAGGAGUUGCAAUCUCUGAGGCGUUUGGAGGCUAAAAGAAAGAGAAUGGAGAAAUUACGAGUGGUGAAGGAUAAGGUUGAUUUAGACGAACAUCCUGAAGAAAAUGGUGGUAGUAAUAAUGGUCCAGUUGGAAAUUCAUUGCCUCUGUCACAAGGGUCUAUGGCUUCUCAGGGAAGUGGUUCUUCAGGAAUUUCUGAUUUUGGGAGUCAACCCAUUCAAGGGCCAGGUGACAACAGUACUGGGGCAAAUACUCCGACUAGCAUCAAGCCUUCAGAGCAAGAGCAUGAACAGAAACAGGUCGCCAAACCACCUAAAAUCACAAGCGAAAAACCGCCUACCACAUGUAAUGGAAGUGCCAGCAAGGAAGCGAAAGAAAUGUUCAAAAACUACAUGCUCAACAUGCCCUGUGUUUCCACAACGGGCAAUGGGCCAAAUGGUAAGAAGAUUGAAGGAUUUCUGUAUAGAUAUCAGAAGGGAGAGGAAGUAAAAAUAAUGUGUGUUUGUCAUGGUAACUUUCUCUCCCCAGCUGAGUUUGUGAAACAUGCUGGUGGCGGUGAUGUUGCAAAUCCGUUGAAGCAAAUUGUCGUCAAUCCUUCACCUCUGUUGAGAUGAUGCCAGUGGAACUCUAUAACACAGAAAAGGGGCAAAGCUUCAAGAAUUCAGCUUUGCUAUCAUCGUUCAUCUUCUUUUGUAACAUGGACCAAGGUUCUUUUUUUUUUUUAGAACUAUAACUAUUAUCAUAAAUAUUAAAGAAACUACUUAUUCUUUUUAUAAAUAGUACAGUUUGGGCAGACAUUUCAGAAACUAUGCAGCCAAAAAGAAGUGGUGUGGUAAAUAAGAUGGUGGAUGCACGAUAUAUUUUUCAUCUUAAUCAGAAAUUUCGCAUUUACGUCUAAAAA